GACAAGAAUGGGAAAUGGGACUUUAAUAUUAAUUUAAACACAGAACGAAAUGAAACACCUGUUACAGACAAAAUAAAAAUUUAAGAUGUUUCCUUAAUAAAAUCUUAAUUGGGCAGGUGUUUUACUAAUUUAUAAUACUUAUGGCACUAUAUUUUAUUCUUGUAAUCUUUUUAGGGAUUGAAUAGGUUUGAAUUAAAUAUUUUAGGACUUAAUAGAUUCACUUAACAGUUUAGGGACUAAAUAGACUUUGAUUUAUAUAGUUUAGAGACUUAAUAGAUUCAAUCGAUAGUUUAGGGAUUAAGUAGACAAUUUGGCAAUAGUUUAGGGGUAGAAAAUGUAAUCAACCCUAUUUCUUAAUGAUGUUAAAAUAUUACAGAGUUGUGUUUUCUUUAGACAUUUUAGAGCAAAGAUUAAUUCCCAGUUUAAUGCUGUUAUGUUUUUAGGGCUAUUUUUUUAAGAUCAAUGUUUCAAGGAAAAUGUAGCCACUAAGUGUUCCCAUAUGAAUGCUUGUUUUUGGCUUUAUGAUAAUUAUUGAUGCCUCAUGACUUUUUUUAUUUUAAAUUUCAUUAGCAAUAAAUCUUUCAUGAUGUUCUCAACUUCCUACCCCCUUAAAUCCCUAGAAUAAAAUGGUUGUCUUAUGCCAAUUUCAAGAAUUUUCAUGAAUUUUUUUGACAUAUUAUUCAAACUUGAUGAUGGAAACAGAACAGUCUUGAUCAUCACGUAUUCAAAACCAUCAAAAAGCAAUAUUAGACAUUCAAUUAGUACACUGGCUCCACCUUUUGUUCUUAGUUUUUCUAGAUGAUGCUCUCAUCUAUUGUCCACUACCUCUAUAUUUUGGUUCUUCGUUUUUAUGUUUAAAGAUCUAGCUUUAUAAUUUACGAAUGAUUUACUUAGAUGCUCUAAACUUCUAAUGAAUAAUAUUUGAAAAUAGACCCUUGCUAGAGAAAUGUUUCUUCAUCUGUGUGAAUUUUUUUUGCUACAUCUAAUUCUUAUUAAACUAAACGAUGAAGUACACAAAAUUUUGAUCUUGUUACAGCGUAGAGUCCUCAAUUACAAUUAAUUGAGGCAUCCUCAGGACUGCAAUAGUCCUUGAAAAGUGCUCCUUUCUCAAGCUUCCACCUUUUCUUUUGAUUAAUUCUUGGGCCUUGCCUUCCUAACAACUCCAAAUUACAUCUUCCAGUGAAUUUUAAUUGUCUUGUUGGCAGUAUUAAAGCACAGGCUUUUGAAAGAGCAUAAUGGCAUGUUGUAUAUACUCAUUGAAAAAGGAAACUGGCAACUAAUUAGCUGUUACUGAUCUGGUUUUACAUUAGGAGGCGAUUUCUUGUGUCCAUAAGUGAUUUUAGUUCGCCAGAUUUAUGACCUUGUGAGGGGCUGCAUUACUUUUAACUAACCUUUUCUAGAGCUGCAAUUCUAUCAUUUUGGUUAAUACCUACGGUUGGAAUGAACUCUUGCCUUUUCGUUGGACUUUAUGCAUUCACAUUUUUACUGAAUUACGUAAUUUAUUAUUAUUCAGAAACUUGGGUCAUCUGGUCAGCGAAAUGCUACAAGGUGUGGUCUUUCGUGGGUAGAAAUGUUGAAGACAAGGGAUCAGUUUAAAGAGGCUACUACUGUUUACUUUCGUAUUUCUGGUGAGGAACCCCUACAUUUGGCUGUCAUGCUGGAGCAAGCAUCUUGUUGCUACUUGUUUGCGAAACCACCAAUGUUACGCAAAUAUGGAUUCCAUCUUGUUCUUUCAGGUGAUCUAUAUAAGAAAUGUGAUCAGAUGAAGCAUGCAAUUCGCACGUACAGAGGUGCUUUAACUGUUUUUAAAGGAACUAAAUGGAGCCAUAUCAGGGAUCAUGUUCAUUUCCAUAUUGGAAAAUGGAAAACCAAACAGAAACAAAAGACACUUACAAACAGCAUCAGCAACAACAACUUCAACCAAGGCCUGCGGGACCUCCUCCACUCUGGGGAUAGACGACAUGUAAUUAGGACACGUAGGUUGGGAGUUAGAGUUGAAAACGCCUUAAACUUAGUUGAAAAAUGUGCGUUGAGGGGGCAAAAAUACGAAACAGUGCCUAAACCACUCUGGGGAUGUCACCGGCAACUUGCUCGUGACAAAUACGACCUAUUGGGACAUAUGAGAUGUAAUUAGGACACGUAUGUUGAGAGUUAGAGUAAAAAACGCCUUCAAUUUAGUCAAAAAAGUGCAUUGGGGGGCUGAAAAUGCAAGACAAUCUCGAACCACUCUGGGGAUUGCGCGGGUAGCUUCCUCAUGCCUAAUAGAACAUAUGGGGACAUAUGGACUGUGAGUGAGACACAUAGGUUGGGAAUUAGAGCUGAAAAUGCCUUCAACUUAAUUGAAAAAUCGCAGUUCGAGAGAGGGAAACUUAGGAGAAACUUGUUCGGAUAUGCAACAUAUGAUUACGACUAUAAUUAUACAAUUUUGAAAAGAUUAUAUACAUUUGAGUUUUAUGUAAUUUUCUUUUAUAAUUUGAAAUGAUAAUGUUAUUCAAUCAAUACUAAUGGUUAAUUUAUUUUUACAGAUGGCUUUUGGCGUGGAAAUGUGGAUAUUCCUUAUUUGUGUGCGGAGGACGUUGUUUUUUUAUAAUCCGUUAUUAUGUUGUCUUUUGUUUUUUGUGGAUUACUAUUGUUUGUAUAGAUAACUAUUGGCGUGGUACAAAUUAUUUUUGGCAUAUUACAUAUUACUUUUGGCAUCGUAUAGAUUACCAUUUGACAUGGUAUUGUGGAUAUUUCUUUCUUGUGUACGGAAGACAUGGUUUUUGUAUAAUCCUCGGUUUUGUAUAGAAUUAUUAUUUUAAGUUGGAUUAUGCUUGGUUUGUAUGGAAUUUCUAUUAUUUUUCAAA
Molecule: messenger RNA, 2846 nt
Organism: Camellia sinensis
Lineage: Eukaryota; Viridiplantae; Streptophyta; Magnoliopsida; Ericales; Theaceae
Source: RefSeq, a predicted model, not a curated record